AUGCGUACUACAACGCCGACCAAACGCAGCGCUAGUCAAGCUGGCCUUGACAUCUCAGCGGCCCAGCCCAAGCGUGCCUGCCGCAACCCGUUCAUUGACGACGAAGAGGAUGAGUUGGAACUUCCACCCCCGGUCGCCGCCCCGACUCGUAAGGUGUCGGUCCCGUCGACCCCUACCGUCAGCCCCCUGAGCCCGUUCGACAGCAGCCGCAUCAUCUCGUCUGACACAUUUGCCGAGUAUCAGGCACAGCGCCAGGACGAGCUACAAGUGGCCGAGGAGGCGGUCUUCAACUCUGUCAUCAGGCUCAAGCAUCUGAACAACGACAAUCUCACCCUCACUAUCCACAACUUUCUCGAGAGGGAAAUCCGCCAGUCUGUCUAUAACAGAGCCAUCCCCUUUACGUCGCCUUCUGAGACAAAAACCAGACCAGUCCAAACUGAUGCGUCUGUUGCCAGUCUCAGAAACAGUACGGUGCAGACCGAGUCUCUGACUGGUAUUCUCAUAAGCAGCACAGUUCAGACAGAUGCCUCAGUGGCUACUCUUACAAGCCACGCAAUGCAAACCGAAGAUACAACUCUUGCUCUCACAAGCAGCGCUUCGCAGACAGAGCCGCUUCCUAUUUGUGAGAGUCGCGCGACACAGACAACCCCUAUCGCCACCCCCCUUCCCCCCCUUGAGCCUACCUGGGAGGACUUCUAUAAGAAAGAUCUGGAGGCCAUCAAGAUGACGCAGCCGUUUGUGCCAGAAAACAAGGUACCUGUCUUGACGGUCAAGAACAAGCUUCGCGAGGCUCGCAUCAUGACUCGCAAUGACUCCGUGGCCUCCUCUGUUGCUGGUAGCUCGCGCCGCGGCAGUUCUCAGUCGAUCAACAAAGGUACCAUUCAUAUGUCAUCUUUCUCUGCACCCGCCCCUGUUCCUGCUCGCAAACCUUCCACUGCGGCUGCGCCUACUUCCGUCAUCAGCAUCGACGAUUCAGAUGAUGAUGAUGAUGUCCCCUCAGCGGAAAGAAACAACCUCGACGCCAGCACCCGCAGUUCUUUCCACGUUGGUGGCACCUUUGGUCAGGGAGGAUACACUUACGACGAUGACACCGAAGGCGAGGAUGGCUACGGAGCGUUCGACAACGGCUACAGCAUGGGAGACUACAGUUCCCAGGGCACUUACCAGGUCGAGCCGGCCGACUUCUACGGCUUAGGCAAGGGGCCACACAGAAGCAUCGACGAUCAGCUGCGCUAUCAGGACCGCCAGUCUCAGAUCGGUUCUUACCCAACUCCGGCCGCUGGUCACCGGCUCCAAAUGGAUGCAUACUCUCGCGCCGUGGGCUCGACCCAUCGCCGCCGCCCCGGCCAACAAAUUACCAAGAUCCUCGAGGAGACAUCAUGGGGCUGCCCUCGCGUCCACGACGAGGCGCGCUCGGUCCAGCUCUCCUGGGCCAGAGACAACUUCAAGCUAAUGAAGGGCUUUCCGCUGAUCGAGGAUGUCGAGUUCAUCGUGCCGGACAACAAGGCGUGCCCCGACGGCGACUGCUACUGGCGCUCCAUCGCCUUCCACCUGUAUGGCAGCGGCAAGCACUGGGACCUCGUCAAGGCGGAGCACCUGUCGUACGCGUACCACGUCCUCUCGACCCCGGGCCACGCGCGCCAUGAUCUGUACAGCAACGAGCUGAACCAAAAGUUCUUCAAAACGGCGAGCACGGCCGAUGGCGGCCAGAUCUUCCGCGCCAACAUGUACCAAGGGCUGCACCUCGCCCACGCCUGGACCCCGGCGCUGAUGCAGCAGGUGACGGCGGACCUGUACAACAUCUGCGUGAUCGCCUUCACCCGAGGCGACAACAUGACCAUCACCGAGACUGCUGUCCGCGGAAGUUACAACUCACGACACAUCUUCCUGCAGUUCGUCGAUGACAAUCACUUCCAGCCCAUGUGUCCCAACCGGUUUGCGCCAUCUGAGUUCCGCUACCCUCGCGUAACAGCCGAGGCCACUGCCAGGUUCACCUACGCACCCAAGGCCAACUCCAGCAAGACUGGAGUCUUUCACCCAUGGCGAAAUGAUUUCACGAGAGAGGUACCGGGCCCCGUGCCGCGCCUUCAUGGUUGCGAUGUCGAGAGCUUGCGAAGCUUUUUGGGAAGUCAUCCGACAUCGUGA
Neoarthrinium moseri is the source of this 2145-nucleotide messenger RNA. RefSeq lists its product as uncharacterized. NCBI's taxonomy places the organism in Eukaryota, Fungi, Ascomycota, Sordariomycetes, Amphisphaeriales, Apiosporaceae. The transcript has a single exon. The record is from RefSeq and is a predicted model, not a curated record. The coding region runs from base 1 to 2145 and encodes 714 amino acids.